AUCGCAGGCAGAGCGCCACGUGUUUGUUGUUGUUGCUGCUGCGGCUGCGGCUCCACGUGGCGCCGGGAGGCGUCAGUGGCACCCCGGGGCUGCUCGUUUCCUCCUCCUCCUCCCUCCGUCUUAAUCAUUGAAGCGAGGGUCUUGGCUUUGUCAUCCCCAACAACUCACCCUUAACUCUGUGCUUAACACGAACCCCCAGCACGAACGGCUCAUACUUAACGCUCGCCUGCAAGCUAUCCUAUACGCUAACAGUAACACAACCUUAGCCUUAAACUUACUCUCAUAGUCCUAACACUAACCUCUGCACGCUAGCCUUGGCCAUAAACCUACCCUAACCCUGGUCCUUAGCUAGCCAUAAGACCACUGACUCUUACCCCAUCUCCAACCCUGGCAGUCAAUUGAUCGACUUCUCGACCCGGCCCUCAGGCGACUGGGGUUCAGGCACAACAGACGAUGGGAGAUUGGGCUCCCAUGUCAUCCAAGCACGCGUUGGUGUUGUCGCUGGCUUUCCUGCCCCUACUAGUGGGACAACAUUCAAGCUGUGCACAGGAUCAUCACGACCCACAGGACCAUCACAAGAACCCACAAGAUCCUCACCACAACCCACAACAUCCUCACCACCACUACGACUCGCAGGACGCGCACGCAUUCGAGCCCAACUCUGCGCUCUCCUCACUUCAUCUCGACGGCUCCGUGCAGGUGGUCGGCACGUACCAUGGCCCGGGGAACACCGAUAGACGUAAGAACACGGAGAUACCAUUGCUGCUCUGGUGGCACGAUGCCAUCUUCCCGCACUUUCCCGGGGACAGCGAGCGCAUCGACUGCCCGCUCGGCUCCUGCAUGGUCACCAAGAACAAGAAGGUGCAGCUGUACAAGCGCACCAAGGCCAUCCUCUUCUAUGGUACGGACUUCCGCGCCUACGAGGCGCCGCUGCCGCGCCUACCCCACCAGACGUGGGCGCUCUUUCACGAGGAGUCGCCGAUGAACAACUACCUCCUGUCGCACCUGCCCGCGAUGCGCCUCUUUAACUAUACGGCCACGUUCCGCCGCAACUCCGACUACCCGCUGUCCACGCAGUGGCUGCCCAGCCUGGCCUACCUGCGCCGGCCCGCCGUACCGCUAGCAGAGAAGAACAGGCUGCGGCGCGAGGAGGGCCGCGCCGCCGUGCUCUAUCUACAGUCGCACUGCGAAGUGGCGUCGGACCGCGACCGCUACGUCGGCGAGCUCAUGAAACACAUCCAGAUCGACUCGUACGGAAAGUGCCUGAACAACCGCGAGCUGCCGAGCGAGCGACUUUCCGACACGCAGACGGCCAUCACAGAGGACAAGGAAUGCCUGGCACUGCUCGCCGGAUACAAGUUCCACCUGGCGUUUGAGAACGCGCUGUGCGGCGACUACAUGACGGAGAAGCUGUGGCGGCCGCUGCACCUGGGCAGUGUCCCCGUGUACUGGGGCGCGGGAGACGCCGGCGACUGGCUGCCCGCGUCGCCCUCCGCCGUGCUGGUGGACGACUUCGCGACCCCGCACGACCUCGCCCAGUUCCUGCUGAGGCUGGACGCAAACGACACGGAGUACCUCGAGUAUCUGAAGUUCAAGAAGCCCGAUGGGAUCACCAACGGUUUUCUCGCGUCGACGAUGGAGGCGCGCGAGUGGGGCGUCAACGACCUCUCCAAGCCCAACUACCUCAACGGCUUCGAGUGCUACGUGUGCAACGCCGUCAAUGAGCACGGGCGCGCCGUGCGGGCCCACCGCGCCGCCCCGCAAGCGCAUGCCGCCCCUCGGCCUCGCUCCGCCAAGAACGACCACCUGGGCUGCCCUGAACCGAGACCGGGAUAUGGCAGCCUUGACGAUAUCCCCGAAGACGACUUAUGGAGAGAGCAGUGGCUGGCGGACUACUGGCAAAGUCUGGAUCAGGCACACGCUCUGGAGGCCAUGAUCCUCCACAACGAGACAGACUCCUCGCGUCUCUGGGACUACAUGCCUGGCCGGCUGGAUGGCAGUACUAGCUAACAGCCCCAGGCUACACCAGUUGAACUUAAACAAGUCAUGCAUGGAUCCUGUAACGCUGUCUAACUUGCAUACGUUCUGAGAAAUAGUAUUUAUCUAGCAAUAAUGUUACCUUACUAGCCACGACGAGAUCACACGGUGGGUGAUGUCGCGAGAUGGCGUUGCUCAGUGACAUCACGGGCAGCAGAAUGCAUUUUUUAUAUUGCUAUUUUUUUGGUUGUCAUCCCUUUGAUAAAAUGUGCCCUGUUUUCUGUAGGGCAAUUCCCUAAUAGUAACACAACUUUACACUAAAGAUAUUACUGGUAGGAACCUCCUGGUUACACCAACCCACAGGGGAUUAUUGUGUCCGUCCGU
Messenger RNA from Lethenteron reissneri (Far Eastern brook lamprey), 2361 nucleotides. RefSeq names its product fucosyltransferase 11 (gene POFUT4). Gene Ontology annotation, cellular component: Golgi membrane. The record is from RefSeq and is a predicted model, not a curated record. Lineage: Eukaryota; Metazoa; Chordata; Hyperoartia; Petromyzontiformes; Petromyzontidae. Gene Ontology annotation, molecular function: alpha-(1->3)-fucosyltransferase activity.